UCGAGCGGAUUGUUUCGAAAUCUUAGUAGUUUUGAAACAGCUCAUAGUCAAGAUGUCAUCAGCAGAAACAAAUAGUCAUACCGAUGCGAGCGAAGAGAGUACCGGAAGACUUCAAAACACAGAAAGUCUUGUUUAUCCCACCAGAAGUCUACACUUCUUGAAGCGACUCGACGCUGCAUCUUCUCGUGCAGAUGGCUACAAGGCAGAGCCUUCGUCCUUGAAACUGAACAUUAUCGUCGUCGGCGGCGGCCUCGGAGGCCUAUCGGCAGCUAUUGCACUCGCCCGCAAGGGCCACACCGUGACCGUUCUCGAAGCCGCCCCUGAGCUCGGAGAGGUCGGCGCAGGCAUCCAGGUCCCGCCCAAUUCAAGCCGCCUUCUCCUGGCCUGGGGCAUCGCGCCCUUCCUCCAAGGCAAGGCCGUCGAGACCGAAGCCAUCACGCUGCGAAGAUGGCGCAAUGGCGCAAAGAUAGGAUACACGAAACUGUUACCCGACUUUCGCGAAUCGUAUGAUGCGCCGUACUGGGUCGUCCAUCGCGCACAUCUACUCGACGCGCUGCUCCAGUUAGCACUCAAGCACGGCGUGACCGUCCAGACAGACGCCAGAGUCCUCCAGUACGACCCUUCUAAACCCAGCCUGACCCUCCAUACCGGCGUGGAAAAGACGGCAGAUCUCAUCGUCGCUGCAGACGGCGUCAAAUCACUCGCCCGCCCCGCCAUCCUCACCACCCCAGACACACCCCCAAGAUACACCCGCUUCGCAGCCUACCGCGCCACCGUGUCGACCCAAAAAAUGCGCGCCGACCCACGCACAGCAGAACUCCUCGACCGUCCAGGCCAGAACCUCUGGCUCGGGCCCCAGCGCCACAUCAUGGCCUACAGCAUCGCGGCCGGCGAAACGUUCAACCUCGUCAUUUCGCACCCGGCGACCACGGAUCCGGCGACCUGGCGGCAAGACGACAACGUCGCCGAGAUGAAGCGCCAGUUUGAGGGCUGGGAUCCACGGAUCGUGGGCGUGCUGGACAUGGUGGAGCAGACGACGCGUUGGCCGCUGAUGGCGUACAGGGAUGCGCUGCCACGGUGGGUGCAUAGGGACGGGAAGAUGUGUAUGCUUGGUGACGCGGCGCAUGCGAUGCUGCCGUAUAUGAGCCAGGGGGCUGCGAUGGCUGUGGAGGAUGGGGCUGCGCUUGCGGAGGCGAUAGGGUGUGUUGGGCGGAAAGAGGAUAUGGGGAGAGCGCUCGGGGUGUGGGAGAGUGUGAGGCUGAAGCGGACGAGUGGGAUGCAGCAGGCGGCGUGGGUGCAGGGGAAACUGUGGCACUUUGAGGAUGGAGCAGAGCAGCGGGCACGCGAUGAAAGUAUGCGUGCGGAGGUGGAAGGGGUGCACUUUGUUGAGAGUGCGAAUCAAUGGAGCGAUCCGGUGACGCAGGCUUGGACAUAUGCGUAUGAUGCAGAGAUGGAGGUGAGGGUUGCUUUUCGGGAGUGAGGCUUUGAGUCGUAUUUUAGACUGCGUUUGUGGAAUGUAUUCAUUCGUGGGGUAUAUGGGCUGUAAUCUAAACCUUUUUCCUUCGCUUAUUUGCUUUGGGUUUCUGCGCAGUAUGUGUAACUGACGACUCCUCGUCGCUUUCAGGGGCCACCAGUGUCGCCGCAUCUGUAUCUUCAACGCCUGAGACUGAGUCCUCAGAAUCGAGAUCGACGACGGCAUCCGAGGGGAUGCUAUCCGAAUCAUCAUCGUUGUUAUUAUCAUCUUCAUUGACCUCGACAUCAUUGUCGUCAAAGCCCUCGAAUUCCUCGUCGAUUGCCGGGGAUGACGCACCCGCAGCGUCAAUGGUCGUUUCUUCAUCUU
Molecule: messenger RNA, 1840 nt
Organism: Pseudovirgaria hyperparasitica
Lineage: Eukaryota; Fungi; Ascomycota; Dothideomycetes; Acrospermales; Acrospermaceae
Product: FAD/NAD(P)-binding domain-containing protein
Exons: 4
Coding region: 53-1480 (475 amino acids)
Biological process (GO): secondary metabolite biosynthetic process
Molecular function (GO): monooxygenase activity; FAD binding
Source: RefSeq, a predicted model, not a curated record